GGGCAGGCCGCGUGCCAUGGGCAGAGCCUUGCGGGGCGCGGCAGCACCCCCGUCACGUGCCCAUCGUCGCCCACUCACAGACGGCGGCUCGGACCCGCCCCCGCCGGGCUGUUGGCGGCAGCAGCGGGCGGGCUGAGGUGUCGGUAACGGCCGGGAAACUUGUGAAGAAUGUGUGGGCGCACGGCCUGCGCUCUGGGAGCAGAUCGCAUCCGCCGGGCCUGUAUGUACCGUGAUAACCAUGGUAGAACAAGACAACCUGAAUGGAGAGAUGCUGAUAAAUACAGCCCCUCCUACAACAAGAGUCCCCAGUCCAACAGCCCUGUGCUGGUUUCCCGACGACACUUCGAGAAGGAUGCUGACUCUUCUGAGCGUGUCAUCGCUGCUAUGCGCUGGGGGCUGGUCCCAGCCUGGUUUAGAGAAGCUGACCCUUCCAAAAUGCAGUAUAAAACAUCCAACUGUCGCAGCGAUACCAUGAUGGAGAAACUCUCCUACAAGGGACCUCUGAUAAAGGGCAGGCGCUGUGUAGUGCUGGCAGAUGGAUUCUAUGAAUGGCAGCAGCACAAUGGAAAGAAGCAGCCCUAUUUCAUUUACUUCCCACAGCCCAAGCAAGAAAUGGCAGAUGGGAAAGAUGAUGAUGAAGAGUGGAAAGGCUGGAGGUUACUCACCAUGGCUGGGAUUUUUGAUUGCUGGGAGCCCCCUGAUGGAGGGGAUGCAUUGUACACCUACACCAUCAUCACAGUAGAUGCUUCUAAAGGCUUAAGUGAUAUCCAUAACAGGAUGCCAGCUAUCCUGGAUGGGGAUGAGGCCAUCAGGAAAUGGUUGGACUUUACAGAGGUAUCAACACAGGAAGCCCUUAGGCUCAUCCACUCCACAGAGAACAUUGCUUUCCACCCGGUUUCCACUAUAGUAAACAACUCCAGAAACAAUACACCAGAAUGCCUCGUUCCCAUUGGGUUGGGACCAAAGACGGAAACCAAAGUCAGCACUAGCAGCAAAAUGAUGUUGGACUGGGUGAAAAACAAGUCUCCCAAGAAAGAGGAAGAUGAUUUGCCCAGAUGGUCCAGCCAGUUCAUCCAAAUCACUGCACCCAAGAGAACCAGUGCAGGCUUAAUGCACCAGUGGCUGAAGAAGGAAGAAGGGGAUCCUUGUGCAAAGAAGCCCAAAACUCAAUGAACUGACUUUCAGUUCUGAGUUCCUAAGCAGAUGCAGCGUGUUAGCUUGUUAGAUCCUGCAGACUGGUAGUGAGACUUCUGUGACUUUGUUGCAUUGAGCGUUUAAACAUGAUCUCUAGCACUGAUGUGAUUUUGUAGCUUGUUGCCCUUCUUGUGCUGAUGAUUUACUGAUUCAGGAGAGCAGUGUUUGUUUUUUAAAACUUUCUUUCUUGUCUUCCAUUAGCAGGGACAUAGAUUUAAUGUGCAAUGCUCACCUCCCAUCAACUUUUUCACUGCAGCCUAGUGGUUGGCACUGACUUGCCUUGGGAACAUUUAUGAAUCAGAUACAUGUGUGAGAGGCACUAAAACCCAAUCCAUGCUCUUCCCAUUGGAUGAGGAACAGAAAAACUGCAUGGAAUUCUUUCCUGCAGUGGUAUUAAGCUGGUUCUCCUUUGUGUUAAUUCUCCUAUAUAGUGUCUGUUCUAUACAGAUUAUUUUGGACUUUUGAUGUUUUGAUGCUUGAGAACUUCUGCAGCUGAAAAAAUGAACAAAAGAACCUAUGUUAAACUGGUAUUUAAAUCAGAGACAGAGCCCCAUUUUCCAAGGCCAGGAAAUUCUGGGCUAACACUGCCUUGCUUUGUGUCAGCUCAGCAACAUGUAUGGGCCUCUGCAUACGGGUUCCAGAACAGUGGGAUCCUGAUGUCAUAUGUGGAAAGGAGAAUGUUCAGCAUCCUGGAAGCAAGUGCCAUGGGUACAGGUGCCUUUUAAAACUGAGGAAGCAUUCUACUGUGGAAAUGGGGAGGGGUGUGUGUGUGUGUGUGUGUGUGUGUGUGUGUGU
Chrysemys picta bellii (western painted turtle) is the source of this 1989-nucleotide messenger RNA. It is a transcript of the gene HMCES, whose product is annotated as 5-hydroxymethylcytosine binding, ES cell specific. The record is from RefSeq and is a predicted model, not a curated record. Gene Ontology annotation, molecular function: single-stranded DNA binding. Lineage: Eukaryota; Metazoa; Chordata; Testudines; Emydidae. Gene Ontology annotation, biological process: DNA damage response.